Perkinsus marinus ATCC 50983 is the source of this 860-nucleotide messenger RNA. RefSeq lists its product as hypothetical. The record is from RefSeq and is a predicted model, not a curated record. The transcript has a single exon. The coding region runs from base 13 to 660 and encodes 215 amino acids. NCBI's taxonomy places the organism in Eukaryota, Perkinsozoa, Perkinsida, Perkinsidae.
UCCGACCCACAGAUGACAGAGAAGGAGUAUACCAUUGCUUGCGACCUAACUGGCUUAUCAGAGGCCGAGUUGGCGGCUGUACAGGAGCUGCUGGAGAGGACGGCUGAGGAGGCUGCAGAUGACGAAUCAUCGCUAUGUUGUUCGGAUCAUGGGCGCACUCCUCUGAUCUAUCAACCCUCAUUGACUCGUCGAAGGCACACUCUACCUGAUUGUAGCCAAGUAGCAUUGCCUAUCACAGGGACUAGGAGACCACCACCGAAGAUUGCCGACAGGAUUUUCGCAAAUGCUAUGAUAAGUUUGAAUGCCCAGCAUAGGGCGCUUUGGCGGCAAGCUGACAGGGAACUUGAGAAUACGCCUCCUGAAAAGGUUAAGACUGGAUCACCGAAUAGGAGGUUUUCGAUGCCCAACGUCCCAUUGAGGGGAGGAAGGCCCGACGCGGCAGUGAUACCAUUGAUUCCCAGUGGUAUCGUAUCGUCUUUGGGAUUGGAUAGUUUGGACGACGACUCUGUGAAUACUAAACAAGCAGUUACGUCAAGGAAAUGUGGAUUAGUGUCUACUUCGGAGAGUUCAACUCAGGGCUUCAAGUUCAGCUCAUUAGACGACUCGCUUGGGCCCUCAAUAUGGAAACCAAGAGUUGGUGAUGAUGAUAAUGUGCAAUGAGAUUCUUUCUACUCCUUCCUUUUUUCUACUCCAGGAUUUUCCGAUUAUACUAUUGAUCUUUUUCGGCAUUCCAGUCCUUGUACAUAGCCUGCCGCUGGCAUCAGUAUUUUUUCGCUAGUGGCUUAGUCCAUUAAUAAUAGAUCAUCCUGGUACAACCUAUGAUCAAACUACAUCAAGCACAGAGGACUUGGUUCCUUUUU